Messenger RNA from Ostertagia ostertagi, 144 nucleotides. The record is from the annotation of a GenBank genome assembly. NCBI's taxonomy places the organism in Eukaryota, Metazoa, Nematoda, Chromadorea, Rhabditida, Trichostrongylidae.
AUGGAAAUACACAAAUUGGCGGAAGGAGAACCAAAUUUUUUUUAUGGUACUCAGGCUUGUCUGCAGAUGUACGACGAUGGUUAUUGGGACGACCAGGAUUGCGAUAAAAAGAAUGAUGCAUUUGUGUGCAGAAGGUCGAUCUGA